Molecule: messenger RNA, 1020 nt
Organism: Suillus discolor
Lineage: Eukaryota; Fungi; Basidiomycota; Agaricomycetes; Boletales; Suillaceae
Product: alpha beta-hydrolase
Exons: 9
Coding region: 58-963 (301 amino acids)
Cellular component (GO): mitochondrion
Source: RefSeq, a predicted model, not a curated record
AAAAUCACUUCUAGACUCUUUGCUCAGCUCAGCGUUUCGAAAUUCGGGCCCAUCAGAAUGAUCUUCAAGUCUUCUGUACAUAGAGCUUCGACACUCUUUUCAACUGAGCUUUCACAAGUUCUACGAAAAAGAUGCCUAUCCACUGCCGUGUCACCUGUCGAGCUGGCCCACGACGAACACAUACCUGCAGAUGGAAAUCGGUCGCAUAGACCACUCCUCAUCCUACACGGAUUCUUCGGUUCGAAACGCAACUGGCAAUCUCUCUCCAAGGCGUUCAUGCGCGACCUCAGCAGACCCGUAUAUACACUUGAUUUGCGAAACCACGGAUCUUCACCGCAUGCUAGACCGAUGACGUAUUCUCACAUGGCGGCGGACGUCUUUAGUUUCUGUCAGAAGCACUCACUGCGCAAUAUAUCACUUAUGGGACAUUCUAUGGGCGGCAAGGUCGCGAUGGCCCUUGCAUUGCAUCCCGAACUACCCUCUAACUUACUCACAGACCUUAUAGUGUCUGACAUCGCUCCCGUCAGAGCCAAAGUCUCGCAGGAUACCGUACAACACAUACGUGCUAUGGAAAUAAUACAGGCAGGCAACAUCUCCACCAGAAAGGAAGCGGACGAAAUAAUGUCUGAGCACGAACAGGAUCCCAGUGUCCGAUCAUUUCUGCUUACGAAUCUGGAGAUUAACAAAGCAACGCCCGUGAAAUUCAAGAUCCCUGUCGACAUUUUGAAAGAAGGCCGAGCAGAGAUAGAAUCUUUCCCUUAUGCGCCUGGGGAACGAUCCUGGGAUGGUCGUGCCUUGAUUAUCAAGGGAAAGAAGAGCAAAUACAUUAAUCGUCACAACAUACCUUUAAUUGAUCAAUUUUUCCCACAGAAUCAGCUGAAAGAGCUUGACACUGGACACUGGGUGCAUGCCGAGCUACCACAUGAAUACAGGAAGCUAGUCGUAAAUUUUAUCACACAAUAGACAUAUAUUUAACUACAAUCUACCAAUAGAAGACACCGUUUACGCCUGCGUGUGAGU